Messenger RNA from Phyllotreta striolata, 6841 nucleotides. NCBI's taxonomy places the organism in Eukaryota, Metazoa, Arthropoda, Insecta, Coleoptera, Chrysomelidae. The record is from the annotation of a GenBank genome assembly.
ACUCGAAAGUAUUGAGGUUAUGUUUGUAUUGAUGUUUGUGUACAAGAAAUACUACAUUUUAAUGAUAAGUUUCUGUUGAAAACGAAUAUAAAGUAGCGUUAGUGGACUGGUAAAAAUGUUUUCCAUAUGCCGGCAGAGCCAUCCCGCCACAGGCGUCGAACACGCGAUAUCCUGCUUCUUUUUCAACAAAGUCGAGAAAUGUUUAAUAACAGCGGGCGCUAAUACACUCAAAGUAUUCCGUCUCGUUCCCGAUGCGGAUUCCAGGAUCAAAACCGAACGUUAUUCAGAAUUCUACCCUCCCAAGUCCAAGCUGGAAUGUAUGGCGCAAUACACUCUAUUCGGCAACAUCGUGUCCAUUCAAAGAGUAUCGCUCACGAAUUUCCAAAGAGACGCUUUACUCUUAGCCUUUUCCGAUGCAAAGUUAUCGGUCGUGGAGUACGAUCCGGAAAACCACGAUUUGAGAACUCUGAGUUUGCAUUACUUCGAAGAAGAUGAUAUGAAGGACGGUUGGACGCAUCAUCACCACGUUCCCUUAGUACGAGUGGAUCCGGAAAAUCGUUGUGCGGUUAUGACUGUGUUCGGUAGAAAAUUAGUCGUGUUGCCAUUUCGAAGGGACACUUCUAUAGACGACAGCGACGCCGACGUGAAACCGAUGGCGUCCAGUACAGGCAUAGCAAAAGGCCACAUUCUCGCCUCCUACAUGAUCGUCCUGAAAGAUUUCAUCGAAAAAAUCGAUAACAUCAUCGAUAUACAAUUCCUGCACGGUUAUUACGAACCUACUCUGCUCAUCUUGUACGAGCCUUUGAAGACUUUUUCCGGGCGAGUCGCUGUGAGAACUGACACUUGUGCAAUGGCCGCCAUUUCUAUAAAUCUGCAACAGAAAGUGCAUCCGGUUAUAUGGAGUGUUGCGAACCUACCGUUCGAUUGCGUCCGGGCGGUACCCAUUAAAAAACCUAUAGGAGGAACUUUAAUAUUAGCUGUGAAUUCUUUGAUAUACCUCAAUCAAAGCAUACCACCUUACGGUGUGUCGUUGAAUAGCGUAGCCGAGUCUUCUUCGAAUUUCCCCUUAAAGCCUCAAGAUGGAUUGAAAAUUACAUUAGAUUGCGUACAAGUCGGCUUUUUGGACGACGAAUCGCUCGUGUUGUCUCUAAAAGGAGGCGAAUUAUACGUGUUAACUCUACUAGCGGAUAGCAUGAGGUGCAUCAGAAAUUUCCACUUCGAAAAAGCGGCUGCCAGCGUGUUAACGACCUGCAUAUGCGUGUGCGAGAAUAACUUCCUGUUUUUGGGCUCACGGCUGGGCAAUUCGCUGUUGUUGAGGUUCACCGAGCAAGCCAACGAAGUGAUAACGUUGGACGACAACGACGAGCCGACGGCGAAACGAUCGAAAAACGAUCUCGAACGAAGCGAAUCGGACAGGAUGCUGGACAGCCUGAACGAUUGCAUGGCCAGCGACGUGCUGGACAUUCGAGAUCCCGAGGAAUUGGAAGUGUACGGAACGCAAAAACAGGCCGGUAAUAAAACGUUAGUAACAGAGACAACCAAGGAGACUGGUAUCCAAAUAACGAGCUACAUAUUCGAAGUGUGCGAUACGUUACUGAACAUCGGACCCUGCGGUAACGUUUCCAUCGGAGAACCGGCUUUUUUGAGCGAAGAAUUCAACACCAACCUCGAUUUGAAUUUGGAAUUGGUCACCACGGCGGGCUACGGUAAAAACGGCGCUCUGUGCGUUUUACAGAAGAACAUCCGACCUCAAAUCGUCACUACAUUCACGCUACCCGGUUGCUCUAACAUGUGGACCGUUAAAAGCGGCGAAGACAAGCACGCUUUUUUGAUUUUGAGCCAGGAGGAUGGGACGAUGAUUCUCCAAACGGGCCAAGAAAUCAACGAGAUCGACAACACCGGAUUCGCCACGCACGGCCCCACCGUCUACGCCGGCAAUUUGGGCAACAACAAAUACAUAGUGCAAGUGACUACGGUGGCGGUGAGACUGUUACAAGGUGUUGCGCAGCUACAACAUGUACCGAUGGAUUUGGGCUCGCCGAUCGUGCAUAUAUCGAGCGCCGAUCCCUACAUAUCGAUCAUGACCUCCGACGGGCAGGUGAUCACUCUCAUGUUGAGGGAAACCAGAGGAGUCGCGAAAUUGGUCGUCAGCAAAUCCACUUUAUCCAACGAUUUUAUAUCAAAAGAUUUGUGUAAAGAAACCAGAGGAGUCGUGAAAUUGGUCGUCAGCAAAUCCACUUUAUCCAACUCACCGCCGGUGUCAACGAUAUGCAUGUACAAAGACACGUCCGGCCUGUUCACCAAUCGCAUACCCGAAGAAUUCACGCAAGUACCUGCGCACGUGAUCGGCGAACAGGAGACGAAAUCCGAAGUGGAGAACGAGGACGAUCUGUUGUACGGCGAGGACGAUUUCAAGAUGCCCUCGUUGAAUCCGCCGGCGCCCAAACCGAAGGUCUACUACAACUGGUGGAAGAAAUAUUUGACGCCCAACAGGCCGACGUUUUGGCUGUUCGUCGUCCGGGAUAAUUCCAAUUUGGAGAUCUAUUCCAUACCGGAUUUCAAAUUGUGCUUCUACGUUGCGAACCUUUGCUUCGGAUAUAAAGUAUUAGUAGACAGUUUGGAAUCGGUAUCGCCCCAAUCAACUUCAGCCCCGUGCGACGCCCAAUUCCAGGAACAGUACCAGGUCAAGGAGUUGCUGAUGGUGGGACUGGGCAACAACGGAAUGAGACCCAUGUUGUUGGUGCGAUUGCAGAAAGAUCUGUACAUAUACGAAGCGUUCAGAUUUCCCAGGGGCAAUUUGAAGUUGCGCUUCAAGAAGACCAAGCACAACAUCCUGUACAGUCCGAAUUCGGAGGGGGCGAUAGAGACGGAGAAUUCGGAUUAUUUCACGUUGCAGGAGAAGAUCGUGAGAUUGCGGUACUUCGAUAACAUAUCGGGUUACAACGGGGUGUUUAUAUGCGGAUCGAAUCCGCAUUGGUUGUUUUUGACGGCGAGGGGAGAUUUAAGGACGCAUCCGAUGGUGAUCGAUGGGGAAGUGUUGAAUUUCGCGCCUUUUAACAACGUCAAUUGCCCGCAAGGGUUUCUCUAUUUCAACAAAAAGUCCGAAUUAAGAAUCGGCGUUCUACCUACACAUUUGAGCUACGACGCCCCUUGGCCGGUGAGAAAGGUCCCCUUAAGGUGCACCCCGCACUUCGUCAGCUACCAUUUGGAAUCCAAGACCUACUGCCUGGUAACCAGCCUCUCCGAACCCACCAUACAGUAUUACAAAUUCAACGGGGAAGACAAGGAACUGUCCAUCGAAGACAAAGGAGACCGAUUUCCGUAUCCGCAUCAAGAAGUGUUCAGUUUGUGCCUGUUCUCGCCGGUAUCUUGGGACAUCAUACCGAACACGAAGCUGGAUUUGGACGAAUGGGAGCACGUGAAUUGCUUGAAAAACGUGGCCUUGGCCUACGAAGGAACCCGGUCAGGUCUUAAAGGAUACAUCGCGGUGGGUACGAAUUACAAUUACGGCGAGGACAUAACGUCCAGAGGACGGAUAUUAAUCUACGAUAUCAUCGAAGUGGUGCCGGAGCCGGGACAGCCUUUGACUAAAAAUAAAUUCAAAGAAAUCUACGCGAAGGAUCAGAAGGGGCCGGUCACGGCCUUGUCUCAAGUGAAAGGUUUUUUGGUAUCGGCUGUAGGACAAAAGAUAUACAUUUGGCAAUUGAAGGACAACGAUUUAAUAGGAGUGGCUUUUAUCGAUACGCAAGUCUAUACGCAUCAAAUUCUCACCAUUAAAAGUUUGCUCUUAGUAGGCGAUGUGUACAAAUCGAUAUCUCUGUUGAGAUUUCAGGAGGAAUAUAGAACUUUAUCGUUGGUGUCUAGAGAUUUCAAACCAUGCGAAGUCUACGCGGUAGAAUACAUGAUCGAUAAUUCAUCGUUGGGAUUCCUAGUUUCGGACAGGGAGAAGAAUUUAGUGAUUUACAUGUAUCAACCGGAGUCGAGGGAAUCGUUAGGAGGGCAAAAACUGUUGAGGAAAGCCGAUUUCCACCUGGGCCAAGCGGUGACCAGUUUCUUCAAAAUAAAAUGCAAAUUAGGCGAGUUGGGCGAGGACAAGAAACAUUUUUCGGGCGCCGAUCGGAGGUUCAUCACGAUGUUCGCAACGUUGGAUGGCGGUCUCGGUUAUUUGAUGCCCAUUCCGGAGAAGACUUACAGGAGAUUGUUGAUGUUGCAAAACGUGUUGUUGUCUCAAGGGGCGCACAUCGCUGGAUUGAACCCCAAAGCGUAUAGGACUUACAAGAGUUGGAGGAAAUUACAGAGCAAUCCGGCGAGAUCUAUCAUAGACGGGGAUCUGGUGUGGAAUUUCUUGCAUCUUUCCAUACCGGAAAAAUCCGAAGUGUCCAAGAAAAUCGGCACGAAAUUGGAAGAAAUUACCGAAGAUUUGACCGAUAUUCAUAAGCUUACGAAUCAUUUUUGAAUGUUUUUGUUAGUUGCGUUCGUUCCUAAAUGUUUAUAUAUCUACAAUUUUUUUGAAAGAAGAGUAAACUUUUAUUUAAUUUUAUAAAAUAAUCACAGAUUAUAAUAUUGCUCGAAUCCGUUGUCUAUGAUACACGUUUUAAACUUUAAAUUUGGCCAUGUCACUGGUAAAUUUUCUUAGACAAAUUACCUAAAGUAGCCACGUGUAGAAGAUUAAAAUGUGAUCUAGAAAGCGAACUCAAACCUUAAAAAUCAAAGAAACAUUUACUAAAAUAAACAAUAAUUAUUUGCAAAAUUCAAUUCAAAGUGAUGAGUUGUCGAAUUCUACAAAAAUACAAAAAACGAAUUACAGUUUCACAUCGAAAUAUUUUAAAUUUUCACGUUUGUUCAUAAUCGUCACAAAAAAAAAACAAUUCAACUCGCAUCAAAAUAAAGAGUUAUCAUUGUACCAUUGAAUUAAACCAGUCUUGUGGGGAAAAUCGAAACUUCAACCUCUUAAACUAUAACUUCUCAACGUCAGCAUUUUGGAUUUUUUGCCUUGCACUUCGUUUUGGACCUUUUUAUUACUCCCUUUCUUCUUUAUCGGGGUCCGCUUGUUAUUGACUUUCCUCGAGUUCCUUUUAUUGUUCGUAGAUUUGUUUUUCUCGCGCAUUUUCAAAUAAACCGACAUCAUAGCCUGCGUGUAACCUUCUACAUGUUGUGCGGGAUUACUCUCCGUUCUCUGUACAUAGGAAUCAUUCUUUUCGAUGCAUCUGUAAUAUAUAUCCAGCAUCGCGUACGUAGGAUUCAUCGCUUCGACAUCCUCCGAAGUCAAACACGAAAAAUUAUCAUCGUUAUCGUCCGUUAUCUUCCUUUCUCUACCUUGCUUUAUGAUGUUCUCCGGAUCGGUGAGGAUCUUCGACCAGCUCAUCACGACGUUCUGAACCUUGAUGUUCUUCCUCAGCUUCGGCCUUUUGAACACUAUAUUCGAAUCUAACGUCUGCAGGGGGCUGCUCUUCAGGAAACCAUCGCAAGCCGGCGCCUUCGAUUUGUAACAUUUCACUUUCUUCGGUGGAUUUCCCCAACCUUCGACGUUAUCGAAAUCUAAAUUGCAGUCGUUUUUGUAACCGUAAUCCUUCUUCGCUUUAGAGAAUAUGUAGCGACAAUGUUCGUAGUCCGGUUCUUCCUCCAAUUGUAGCUUAUCCAUGUACUGGAAAUAGUCCAAAACGAACCGCGGAUAAUUACUCCCGAAGCACAAACUCAAGAAAUCCUUCAAAUAUCUGAAACACUUCAUCUUCUUGCGCUCGACCUCAUCGACCUGCUCGAGAUCUUCGAUCCAAGGCAGCGACCCCGUGAGCCAAUACACCAUGUUAUACGCCAAACACUCGAGGUCCGAGCGUCGCGACGGCACCCCCUUGUGGGCGUCCCUCGAACAAAACAACACCGUCCCCGCGUGGGCCUUCCGGUUGUCGGGCUCCUUGUGCUCGCCCGUCGACAGCGAGUACUUCGAGGCCAGCCCGAAAUCGAUCAGGUACACUCGAUCGAGUGUCCGAUCGUUCGUGGCGGCCGCUCGGUGUCGCUCCAUGUUGAGCUCGUGCUCGAGCAGCAUCUCGUCGAGAGAGGUGUUCUCCGAGUAGUCGACGACGUUGUUGCGUCUCAGAUCUCUCGCGGGUUUCCUUCGAACGGGCUUCAAUUGCCUCUUCGGGUAUCGCCUCGUGGCGGUCGUCUUUUCGCGGUCUUUUACUGGGUGGGAAGUUCUGGUGGUGGCCAAUGUUAUGUUGGAUGCUUUGAUGUCCGAGUGGAUGUAUCCGUGCGAAUGGAUGUACUCGAGUAUGUCUAGUAUUUGCAGGCAUACGUUCGAUACUGUUUUGAUGUUGAAUAUCCGCUUUUCUUUAAGUAUUUGCUCCAGAUUCGUUUCGUAUUUCGGCAACAAGAGGAAGCGGUACUUCUCUUUAUUGUGGAAACAAGAGCCCGAGCCUAUGUAAUGUGGCAUUCCGAGGUUACUCAUUUUUUUGGCCUCCUUCCAUUCCUCGAUGUUUUCUAGUUUUCCGAUACGCAAAUAGCAAUUAAUUUCAGCGAAUAGAGGUCCGCUGGAAUGUUUUUCGACUUUAGCCACGUACGAAUUAUCUAAUACUUUUCCGGCGAUGCUUCGCGAGGCUUCGUAUAUCUCCCCGAAGCCCCCUACGCCUAUCGCUUUUCCCAAUUCCCACGUUUCACCGCUGAUGUCCGUGAUCAAUUCGCCCCGUUGAAAGUUGGCGCUCUUAAUGGAACUGUCGGAGCCCUUCUUUUUGGGCGGCUCGUCUUCGUCGUCUUUGUGUUUGUGGUUUAUUCUCGGCAUGGUGGAGAUGUAUUCGAUUUCAAAAGUGUUUUUUGGUGGCCAGAUUGCCAAAGGAAAUCAAAACACUCG